This is a messenger RNA of Lycium ferocissimum, 1331 nucleotides long. RefSeq names its product probable 2-oxoglutarate-dependent dioxygenase AOP1. Gene Ontology annotation, molecular function: dioxygenase activity. Lineage: Eukaryota; Viridiplantae; Streptophyta; Magnoliopsida; Solanales; Solanaceae. The record is from RefSeq and is a predicted model, not a curated record. The transcript is spliced from 3 exons. The coding region runs from base 176 to 1120 and encodes 314 amino acids.
CUCAAACUUCUAGUGUUGCCUUGCACAAAUCUUGUUUAUCCAUUUCACAUUAUAUAGUGCCAAAUUCUUGAGUGUCCCAUUAUAUAUGUACCUUCUAUUUCCUCUUUUAACACUUUGAAGUCUUUCUUCUUCUUUUUUCUAUUUGUCAUAUUGUUGACCUUCUAAAAAUUCAUCAAUGGCAUCUACCAAAGUUCAAGUUCCCACAAUAGAUCUCUCAAAUCCAGAGCUAAAACAAGGCACUACACAAUGGGAAUCCACAAAAAUUCAAGUUCUUGAAGCCUUGCAAGAAUAUGGUUGCUUUGAAGCAAUGUAUGAUAAAGUUCCAAAUGAAAUUAGGGAGGCCAUGUUUGAUACUUCAAAAGAAAUAUUUGAAUUUCCUUUAGAGACCAAAUUGAAAAACUUGUCAAACAAACCCUUGCACGGCUACAAUGGGAUGAUUCCACACUUGCCAUUGUAUGAGAGUUUGUGCAUUGCUGAUUUGCUAAAACCACAAAGUGUUGAGACUUUUGCUAAUAUUUUUUGGCCUGAUGGUAAUACUGAUUUCUGCAAUUUGGUAAAAUCGUACUCAAAUCCACUUGUGGAAUUGGAUGAAAUGGUGAAAAGGAUGAUUUUGGAGAGUUUGGGAUUAAAAAAUUACAUUAAUGGUUUCUUGGAUCCCAUUUUUUUCCUAUUUCGAUUUACACAUUACAAGGCAUCAACUGGAGAUGAAAAUAAACCUGGAUUGGGUGGCCACACAGAUGGCAACUUCUUGACUAUAAUAUCACAAAAUCAAGUAAAUGGAUUGCAAAUUCUCAAGAAAAAUGGAGAGUGGAUUGAUGCCAAUAUUUCACCAAAUUCUUAUCUUGUUUUGUCUGGUGAUUCCUUCAUGGCAUGGACAAAUGGUCGAUUGUGUUCUCCUAUUCAUAGGGUAACAAUGGCUGGAGAAAGUGACAGAUUCUCCAUUCAAUUAUUUUCAUUACCAAAACCAGGUUACAAUAUAGAGGCACCAAAAGAACUUGUGGAUGAGCUACACCCUUUACUCUUCAAGCCCUAUGAAAUUCUUGGAUUACUUGAGUAUGUUACUUCACAAGCUGGCUAUGGAGCUGGCAAUGAUGCUUUCAAGACUUAUUGUGGUGUUUGAUCUGUUGCAGUUAGCCUUCUACAUGCCAUUUUCCGACGGGUUCCAUUAGAAAUUCGGGUCUUUUUAGUAGUGUAUAUCUUAGUAGUGUAUAUGUUAUGUUUGAAUUCUUGCAGUUCUUAAGCUUCAAAUUUCUAUUGUUUUAUAUAUGUUGGUAGCUUAUGCUCGUUAUGCCUCCAUAUGAAUAUUUGUCAUAACUAGAAGUUUUUUCCUG